This is a messenger RNA of Agrilus planipennis (emerald ash borer), 2643 nucleotides long. Its product is annotated as centrosome-associated zinc finger protein CP190-like. The record is from RefSeq and is a predicted model, not a curated record. Gene Ontology annotation, biological process: regulation of transcription by RNA polymerase II. Gene Ontology annotation, molecular function: sequence-specific DNA binding; DNA-binding transcription factor activity, RNA polymerase II-specific. The transcript is spliced from 3 exons. NCBI's taxonomy places the organism in Eukaryota, Metazoa, Arthropoda, Insecta, Coleoptera, Buprestidae. The annotation marks the transcript as partial. Gene Ontology annotation, cellular component: nucleus.
UGUGNUACUGAAGUCCUGAAGCGGUAUCCACAUAUUGUCAAGAAAAACAAGAACAUAAAGCUCAAAAUUUUGGCAAAGAACAACAGCAACAGCCCUCCACCACCUAAUGAAAAAGGACAAACAUGCAAAACAUCAGCUUCUGCAGUGAGAGUCCAAGUGACAAAUGUAAAUGAAGAAAAAACUCAAAUUCAGAAAUCCAUAAUCGAUAAAAAAGACGGUCCGUGGAGCUGUAACAAGUGCAGCACCCCUUCAGAACCUUGCGAAUUUGUCCUGUACUAUUUAUACCGGAAACACAUGACCGAUUUGCAUAAUGAAAAAUUUGAUCCCCGCUUAUGUAAAUAUUGUGGGCACAAAUACAGUAAAUAUGAUUUGCUGCUGUAUCAUCAGUAUACAAAACACGGCAUCAAACCACCUUCAUCUCACGACUUUCCCAAAUGCAAUCAGUGCCCGUAUAUCGCUAUAACUGAAAACUAUUUGGCGAAACAUCAAAUGAAUCACACCAAGUUUGACGUACAAUGUCCUGAAUGCAAAGUGACCUUCAGUAGCCGUCAUAAUUUUAAUGCGCACGUGAGGAUCACAGGACAUACGGGGAAGUCCGACAGCGUUAGUUACGAUUGUCAAUAUUGCAUCAAAAAGUUCCAGAAUGAUUCGACUUUGUUCUCGCAUAUAAAAAUGCUUCAUCGUGACGAAGCUAUACGAGAUGGCGUGGUCAGCGUUAAUGAAGAAGAUUCCUUCGAAGACAUGGAAGACGAGGAUGUUGAAGCAUUGUUUAAUGACCAACCGCAAGAAGAACAACAGCAACAACACCAAAUCGACGAUAAAGAUGUAGAAGAAGAGGAGUUUAUCACUGAGGAGUACAUUACUCCUGAUGAUGUACAUCCCGUGAAAAAAGACAAGAUAAAAAUACUGUCGAAUGUAAAGGUAGACGGAAAACAGGCUCAUGUUGCGGAUCAACAACAGACAAUAACAUUACAAGGACACGAUACAGAAACUGAAACGCUGACUAAUGUUGCCGGUGGAAUCGCUACUAGUUUAGGUCUCGUGGAUAUUGUUGUUUUGGAUGACAAUCAACAAUACAUCCUACACUCGAAUGAUCAACAUUUAACAGCAGCCGCAACAACCCACAAUUCCAACCAGACCCAACCCGAGUUUAUUAUACCAGGUCUUACGGACACACACACAUUCUGCACUACACAAGCUGGUAAUAACCACAAUGCCAUCAUAAGCCAGACCAUGCUAAGCAAUUCCGACAUUGCAUCUACAGACGAACUGGUUAUGGUUCUCACGGACCAUGAUUACGGGGAUGGAAACCAAGAAUCCGUCAGCGGGGACAAUUCAAACAUUGUGGUUCUCUAUUCUCAUCCAGCUGUUGGAAACGAGGGACAAAUUAUAACCACCACACAAGGCAAUAUAAUGAUUAACUCAGAAACUGGAGUUUUUGAAUUACGAAACCCCGAAAAUUUUGUCCCUAUUUCUGAAAAUUCCGUUUUAAUGGGAAAUGGAACCCAAACUGCAAAUUCCCAGAUUGAAUCGAUUGAAAUGAUUCAACGAGAAAUCGAUUCUCACAGGAAAGAAGACCAGAAAGUCGUUACAACUGAAGUAGACAAACCGAUAGAAACGUCAUCACAACCAAUCUUUAUGCAAGAAGACAUUAUUAUCCAAACAAACAGCCAAAUGCCCCGGUCAGAGAUUGAAAUACAGGGCCAAGUCGAACCUGAUCGGGAAAUAGAACAAAUCCAAGUUGAAGCAGAAGCAACAGAAAAACCAACCGAAGAAAAGUCAGAAUCUAAGAUAGAAAUACCAACUGACGACAAUAGAAUGGUGGAGGAGACAAUCCAUAUGGAAGAAGCUGGGGAAAACGAAGAUAAAGAAGAUAGUUUCCUUGAAGAUCCCACAAAUGAAAGUCUUUCCGAUGCUCCUAUGCUAACACAACAAGAAUGUUUUUCAUCACCACAUCCAAUCCAUUGUGAAGAUCAACAGCAACUAAUAAACGACGAAGAAAUUAGUAGUGAAGAACCAAAAGAAGUUUCUGAAGAAAUAGCAAAUGAGUCACUUGACCAAGUACCUAAAGACGAAAACAAAGAGAAAGAGCAUAAUGAACUUAUCCAUGAACAAAUACAACUAAACUACGAAAACUUAGAAUCGUGCAUUACUGAAAAACCCCCCGAAAAUGUUGUAGAUGAUGAAAGUGUAAAAACAGAUCACAACGAUGAAGAAGCUGGUCAACAAAGCAAACCAACAGAAAAAGAAUAUUUAACAGAAGUAAUUAUUGAAAGUCCUCAUAACUCUUUUGGGGACCCUCAAAAUCAUAACAACGUUAAUGAACAACAAAUUCAACAAGAGAUUGUUGAAGAAAACAUUGCCGCAGAUAUUGAAGAAACACGAGAAUUAUCUCAGAAUGAUCGUGUUGCUGAAAAUCAAAAAGAAAAUAAUGUGUUAAAUGUGGCACCUGUUGAUUCAGAAUCAGAAGUUUCCCAGUCGUAUUCCGAAAAGGAAACGGAAGUAAAAAAGGAAAAAUCAUCAUCAGCUAAAAUUAUCCUUGACGAAUGGGAAGAUACCGACUCUCAGCAAUCAGGAAAUACUGAAAGUAAAAAUUCGAACACAAAUGAAGUCCACUUACCAAAAAAGUCAGAUUCAAUAUAA